Seriola aureovittata is the source of this 5296-nucleotide messenger RNA. It is a transcript of the gene spag5, whose product is annotated as sperm associated antigen 5. The transcript is spliced from 25 exons. Gene Ontology annotation, biological process: regulation of attachment of spindle microtubules to kinetochore; cell division. The record is from RefSeq and is a predicted model, not a curated record. NCBI's taxonomy places the organism in Eukaryota, Metazoa, Chordata, Actinopteri, Carangiformes, Carangidae. The coding region runs from base 102 to 5183 and encodes 1693 amino acids.
CGGUUGAUGGCCGUCGAGCCCAGAUUUGUUUUUCUUGUUCACUUUUGUAACGUUGGUCAAAAUUGGCCGUCAAAGUUCGGAAGUUGUACAGAUACAGAGUAAUGUCGUCCAGGAAGUCAAGUUCCACUGGGGAAGGCUUGCCUUCCAGCAAAUAUGGAGAGCGUACCCCUCUGCGAAGUUUGGAGAAUGAAAUGCUGCACCUGUCAACUCCCUCAUCUAGGCUGAAAUCAAGUGCUGGUGCCGUGAAAAUGACAAAGGGUGAUACUCCUCUCUGUGACCCCGAGUCCCACUUGCACUGUCCUCCAACCAUCAAAGUGAUACAAACCAGUGCCCCCAUGAAUGAUAUGACAACUGCUGAGACCCCUUGUGGACUUGGAGAUGUAACAUUCAAAUCCUUCGUCUGUCCUGGUGGUGAGGUUGAGAUUUCAGGCUCUUCAGUGUGUGAAGAUAAGAGCAUUAUUUUGCCCAAUGAUCAGGCUACAUGUAACACUGAAACUGAAGAUACAGUUAUAUCUGACAGUAUGAUAGCUCAGUCAUGCGGUGACCACAUAGAACAUCCCUAUUACAGUCCCGAGAUGAUAGAUGCUUCUUCGGUCGACAUUGAUGCAGCAUGCCUCUGUGAAAUUCCCAGCACUACACUGGCCUCUGGCAGCCUGGAUGAUAAACCUGCCACAGAAGAUUCAGGAGUGCUUCAGAGAGAUUGCUGUGGAGAGAAAGAUGUCACCUGGAAAUCUGUUGUCUGUGAUGGAGGUGAGGUAGAAGUUGCAGAUGUCACCAGACAACAUGAUGAGACCAUUCCUCUGCCCCAGGCACAGCUUGGUGAAUCUUUACAAGACAACAGUGUAAAUUCAACUAAUUUCUCUGUCUACGGUCAAAUGUGUCAAGCGGAACAUGCUGAACAUCCCUACUGCGGCAGUGCAAAUGGUGUUCCUGUCAACACCACCUUCUCUGAGAUCCCAGAUGGUUUUGAAAAACCUGCUAAUGGACUGAGUGAUGUAACCUUCAAAUCAUUUAACUGCACUGGGGGUGAGAUAGAAAUUUCAGAUGGCACCAAACUUAUAAAUGAGACUGUUCCUCUACCAGCCGACUACACUGUGACCAGCAGUGUGUCAUACAGUUGUAGCAUAAAUCAGAGUGUUUCAGCUGGUGACCAUGAUGCGCAAAACGGUAAUGAUCAUUUAGAUCACCCAUACUGUAAUAGUGAAAAUUAUUCAUCAACUUCAAGUGGCAACCUUUCCACUUCCCAGGAACCAGUGCCAUGCAGCGCUGGUGCUAUGGGUGAGAUUAGCUUGGUGGUACGUGAUAGCCAGACUGGCACACAAGAGGCUGUUGCAUUUGGCUCUUUAAUCAGUGCUGGAAGUAAGGUUGAAGAAUCAAAUGGCACCCGAUUGUCUGAGAAGACUUUCCCUCUGCCUGAUGACCACGCUGUGAUCUGCCAGCCCCUGGAUGACACUGGACCAACUUCUGUUACACAGGAUCAAAUCCGAGAUGACAAGGAACAACCUCCCUGCUGUGUGGAAAAUUAUGAAGUUGUUUUAGAUACUCACCCACCAGCUUUCACCACAUCUUUGCUGACUAACACAUUGUUAAAAGCUUUGGAUAAUGAAUCCAUUAACUGUCAAGUGCAAGAAACAUCAAAGCACUCAAUACACCCUGAGGACAGUGCGUUGCCUUCAAUGCUUAACAAAGCAGAGUCUUCUUACCGCAGCAAACUUGUGGCUUCAGCAGAGAGUCCCACCCCUGUGGAAGUGCAGCAGCUUCUGGAACAUGUCUCUCAAAUACGUUCAAACAGUGGACUGCCUGAAUCCAGUGAGGAAAAAGACAGUGCCCUCGGCUCAUCAGGAAAUGGACCUGUUUUUUGUAACUCUGCAGACAACCUCUCUAAUGUUUUGAAAGUGCUGUCACAGUGUCCCUCAGUAGCAUCAGCUUUGCAGUUUGGAAUCCUCAGUCCUGUUGUCCGGAGAGCUUCUCUAUCUGUAUUAAAGGCUCAUAAUGAUCCUGCUUUUGACCAUUUUGUAGCUGACGACUUUGCUCUCGAGGGUGAAAAGAGCUUGGUGGCUCCUGUUAAUACUGACCCCGCUGGGUUAUGGGCAGAGCACUUGGAGAGCCCCAUGCCACGUCCUCUGUUCAACUCUACAGCACUGGGUUACAAGCUCCAGUCAGGCCCAGUCACUGAGCUGGAUGAGGGUGUGGGUGUGAAGCCCCGUGCCGUGCCCCAGUCUGAGAUGGAGAAGCCAGUUCUGGAUUUCCCGUUGAUUCCAGAUGGUCCCCUUCAGCAGCAGCUCCGGCAGAUGGCAGAGUUCCUCAUCUUGGCAUCUGGAAAGAUGGGUCCUGCUGCUGUCUCUGCUUCUGCUCCACCUCCUGCUGUCGUCACAGUCCAGUCAGCAAGAGCUAGUCCUGCAGAAACCCACAGUGUUUGUGUGGGCACCAAUGCUGUGAAACUGGUAGACCGCAGCCUCAAUACAUCUGGCCAGUUUGAGAGAAAAAGGGAAUUCUCUGUUGUUGAUUCCUGCACUAUUACUGACCCCCUCCUGUGGAAUGUACCUCCAGGUAGCCUAGAGUGCCUCCCCAGACAAGAGCUGGAGCAGAGGUUACGGUCUAGCAUGAUCAUGGUGGAGGCUCUGGUGCAGCAAUUGGCUGCAGCCAGAGCACAUGGAAGUCCUUCUGCAGGCCCUGCACCUUCAGAGCUCAGGGAGAAAUUAGUGCAGACAGACCACACUGAACUCAGUCAGACAACAAUGCACCGGGACCUUUAUAUGGAGGCUCUGAGCAGGAUUAAUGAGUUGGAGCUGGACAGAAAUUCUCUACAGAACCUCAUACAGAGUAUGCAGGAUAUGAGGGUCACCAUGACUUCUUUGAGUAGUGACACAGAUGCUGCUCUCUCCAACAUGAAAGAAAUAGAAGACAUUGUCAGAGGGGACCAUCAAAGCCUUGUUUCACAUUAUGGUCAGAUGAAAUCUCUGUUUGAGAAAACAAAGGAGACACAAACACGAAUGAUGCAGAAAGUCAAAGAUGCUCUUCACCAAAGAGAUGACAUGAGGACACAGAUGGAGGAGGCUUUCACAGCCAAGCAGGCGGCCUUCAGUGCGAUGGAUCAGCUGAGAACACACUGUGCCACAGAAAUGUCAGAGCUAGAGAAGAGUGUGGGGUCUCAGCAAGAACUUCUGGCAGCUGUAAACCAGGCCUACCCAGAACAGGUUGCAUUAAACCAGGCCUACACUGAAAUGCUGGACUCUGCUUCUGAUCUUUUGUUCCAAACCAUGGAGGAGCAGUGCAGUUUGAUGAAAGAACUCAGCACAGUCAGAGGUCUUCUGCAGAAAACUGUUCCCAUGCUUCUGAAGCUGAAUGAGAAGGCAGCAGAUGCUUUGAGAGAUAGAGACGAGCAUAUUUCUGCAAGAGACCAAGCUGUUGAAGAGAGAGAGCAGAUCGAAGAAGAAUUGAACGAAGCUAAUUUGAAUCUCCAAACUGCCAGAGAACACAUUGGUGAUUUAAAUCUGCAGGUGACAAUUCUGACCUCAGAGAUGGGUGUGCUGCGUCAGAAGCUAACAGAAAGAGAGGAAGAGAGGGGUCAGCUGGAGAGGAAGGUGACAGAGUUGUCUGCUACAGUUUCCUCAACGUUGGCCUCCUACACCUUCUUGGAGCAGGCCCUCGCUUCUGAGACUACAAAAUUGCAGCAGUCAUGGAAGGACAUCCAGCAAGCCAAGGACAGAGCAAAUGAGUUGGAGAUGUUGCUGGGCCAGUCGGAGCGGCAUGUGUGUGAGUUGAGUCAGACUCUGGCUGAAAGUGAGGAACAACUCAGUCAGCUUCAGACCCUCUCACAGUCUCAGAAAAUGCAGCUCCAGCAGCUCCAGGAUGUUUGCACACAACUCAGUGGCGUGCGGGAAAUGAACGAGUUCUUACAGAUGGAGAAUGAGUUGGCAAGGGAGCAGGUGGCUGAAAGUGAGCGUAUGCUGAGGGCCAACCUGCAGGGGCUCCGGGAGAGGAACAUCCAGUGUGAGGACCUAAAAGGAGAACUUGGUCAACUUCAGCUUGAGAACAGAAGUUUACAGGAGCAGCUGGAAACUACAAGGUCCAGAGCCAGUGCAACCCAGCUGGAGCUUGGAGAGAAGCUGGCUCAGGCAGUCACUGAGAUCACUCUGCUGCAUCACACACUGCGAGGGCUGACCAACGAGCUUCAUGCAGCUCUCAACGACCAGAAAGCAGAUCCAUGGAAGGAUAAAGAUUCUCAACCAGUCCACAGCUUGGAGCGCCGGCACCCCUCCAGCUCGUUUGUUGACAGCAUCAUGGUCGCAUUAACUGUUGAGAAGGAGGAAGACGUAAAAACAGAGACACCUCCCGGACCAGUCCCCUCAGACAUGCCUGAGCCACAGUGUGAAACUUUGUUCAGUGAGAUGAGCGCCUUCACCCGCAUUGCAGCCGUGACUCCUAAAAAGAAUUUAAAUGCAGUAGAGUUUGAACCAGAGGAGGAGGAUCAGAGCAGUGUGGCAGAGCUGCUGGUUGACCUGGGCAGCACCGUCACGGAGCUCGCCAGCACCCUGAAGCUGGUGCAACAGCGCAAAGACGCUCAGCUGGAGGAGCUGCACAACACCAUCUAUGGCCUGCAGGAGGAGCAGCAGGCUGCAAACAGCAAACAUGAGGAUGAAGUGUUUGAGCUGAAGCAUCAACUUAGCCGCCUGAACAGCCUGGUUGAGAGGGGCAGCCAGGCGUUGCAGCAGAAAGCUCUGGAUGAGAAAACUGUGUCAAAGUUGUCGGCAGAAAUUCAAGACGCCCAGGAAAUUCUAAAUAAACACAAGGCCGACAGUAACGAAUUGCGGAAGGAGGUGGUUGAGCUGCGUCGCUCUCUCCAGCAGUCGAAGGUGGAGUGUCAUUGCCUGCGUGAGGAGUUGAGAAAAGCUGGUGGCCUGUCAGCUAACCCAGCACAUUUCAUGGAAGAGAAGAUCCAGUUAUUGAGAGAGGUGGAGAGACUGAAGUUGAGUCUUCAGGAGGUGGAGCAAGCCAGAGUGAAACUCCUUGAAAGAGCAAAGAGACAUCAAAUGAUCCAUCAGAGCAACCAGCUCAAAAGUGAGAAUGAGCUUCAGAUGUUAAACAACAUGAUCAAUAAAGUCAGAGAGAUCCUGCUGUCUCUGCCAGAAGUUGUGAAGAAUUGUGAACAACUCCAGCAGCUUGUUGAAUACAUUGGCUGAUGUGUUUAUUAUCACCUUUGUUCAUUGUAUUUAUGUCUGUGUUAGAUUUUAGCUUGUCCUGGCUCAAAGUGUUCAUAUAUUUAGUAUGAUUAAAAUAUUUCGUUUAAAUCUUA